Molecule: messenger RNA, 2301 nt
Organism: Pichia kudriavzevii
Lineage: Eukaryota; Fungi; Ascomycota; Pichiomycetes; Pichiales; Pichiaceae
Exons: 1
Coding region: 1-2301 (766 amino acids)
Source: RefSeq, a predicted model, not a curated record
AUGAGUUUAGUCUCUCAGCAGCAACUAUUGCAAAACCAGCUACAGUUAAAGCAAUUGGAGAACCAAAGAAACAAACAGGUGCAGCAAUCGAAGUCUAUUGUCUCAUCCUCUUCUACCAAUGCUCCUCCAACGAGUCUGACUCGUCAGCAGUUCUCUGCUUCAAGCUCAAAUUUGAACUCUUCAAUUGAUAACAAUGACCAGACUAAUUCAACGGUGAGACCUGAUAUACCUCCUAUUCCACAACAGGUUCUUGAAGAUCCACUCUCGAUAACUAUUCCAACCCAUGCAAACCCAACAGAUAUACUUGCUGCACGGUUUAACUCGUGGAGGAUCAUCAUUUCAGCGUUAUCCCAUUAUCUAAAGGAAACUUCAUCUGUUCAUGAAGAAAUCACUAGGCAGCAAAUACGUUUACACCACGCAAUCAGCUUCCCCUUUUUGACGCAAGGAUUGGAUGGAGAGUUCUACCAACCAAUGCAAGUUUCCAAUCAACAGGGGCAUGAUAACACAACCACUUAUAGUCUUUUCCAUUCUUCUAGAGAGAAUGCCAAUGCCAACAGUUUAGGUGAUGGCGGCAGUAUCGAUCAGAAAAAUGAAUUCGAUUUAGCUAGAAAGUUCUUCUUACCCUUAGGUUCGGGCUCAAUUCAAGACUUACCAACAGUUCUUUAUCAAUACCAUUCAAAUGCUGCUUUAUUAUCCCAGUCCACAGUCAAAGAAUUAAAUGCAACAAUUAUCCCGAGAUUGGAAGACUUGAAAAGGGAUCUGUUGGUAAAAAUCAAGGAAAUCAAAUCCUUACAAAGUGAUUUUAAGAAUCAGGUUGAUAGAUACCAGGCUGAUACUUCAAAGCUUUUAUCAACCUAUAUACGGUCUAUUGAGGCUGCCAAAAUGGAUUCAUCCCAAUUAGAUCCUAAAAACGAUCCUUAUCUAAUUCGUAUUGCCUUGGAACGUUCCAUUAGACGCCAACUAACAGAAGAGAAUUACCUCCAUGAAGCUUUCAUAAACAUACAGACCUCUGGCAAGGAAUUGGAAAAGGUUGUUUACAUUGAACUACAGACAGCUUUAACUGUUUACGCUAAAUUAUUGGGCCAACAAGCUCAAAACGUGUUUGAUUGUUUAAUCUCCAAAUUAGACUCUACAAUUCUAACGAAGGAACCCUCCUUGGAAUGGGAUUCUUUUAUUGAUAGAGAUAAGAAAAAUUUCAUUGAGCUGGAUUUGCCAAUGAGGAAAAUUUCAGAGGUCAAGUUCAAGUACCAGAAUGAUCCUUUAACUUACGAAAUUAGAUCCGGCUGGUUAGAGAGGAAGUCCAAAUUUUUAAAAUCUUAUCAACGUGCCUGGUAUGUUUUAACUCCGUGCUAUCUACAUGAGUUUAAAUCAUCCGAUCGCCGUAAAGAUCCAAUUCCAGAAAAAUCAUAUUUAUUGAGUGAACUGUCCGUUAAUGAGCAUUCUCGUAGAGAUGAUAAAAAUCCAAAUUCUUUUCAUAAGUUUGUUGUUAUGUAUGGGCAAAGUCGAGGUCUACUAAGUAAAGGACACAACUUGGUUUUUAGAGCCGAAGGUUAUGAUGCAAUGAUGUCUUGGUUUAACGACAUUAAGAAGUUGACCCAGAUGUCAGGCCCAGUCCAACGUUCUCAGUUGGGCUCUGAAAGAAGAAAAAGCUAUCGUUCUUCAAUCAAUGGUGGGGAUCUUUCAACCACCGCUAGUAUUUUAUCCAAAAACAGAAAAAGGGGCGUCAGUUCAGCAACAGCAUUGACAGCAACUACUGCCACAGGGACAGGAAUAGGUAAUUAUAACAGUAAUGGAAAUGAUACGGACUUUACCUCAAUUGUAGAAGAACCUCGGGUUAAACCAAAUAGAGAGUCGAGCAAGAGAAGUUCUUUAGAUGUCAAGGAAACUAGCUUAUCUCGUCAACACACUAGAACAUCAUCAAUUAACAUGGGGUUACCAGAUAAUAAUGAUAUCGUUGUCAUGCCUGUGAAACCAGAAUACGAUGCUAGGAGACAAUCCAUUAUCAACGAGGAACCAUCUAUAGAAUUGGGUGUUUCAAAGUCCUCACCAAAUAUUGAUGCUUCUCCCUCUUUAGUUGAACAGCAGCAACUCUUGCUUCAGCAGCAAGCUUUGCUCGAGAAGAAGCAACGUCAGCUACUCGAAGAACAAAGGGAGUUGCAGCAGCGUGCAUUCAGUUUAACUUCGUCAAUGCAACAACAACAGCAACACCAGCAUUCCCUUAGUAUGAAGUCGGAAAAUCAUGAACCUGAGAAUUUAUCUGAAAAAGUGGGGGAAAUAACGUUGGAUUCUACACAUUCUUGA